AUGAAUUCUAUUGCUUUUCUCUUUUUCUUCGUGAUUGCUGCAGCCUUUGCAGGUCAUGGACAUGAUAAUGCUCAUUACAAGUUCGAGUAUGGAGUUCAUGAUCCUCACACCCACGACCAUAAAUCUCAACACGAACACAGACAUGGCCAUGACGUCACUGGAGGAUACACCCUCAAAGAAGCCGAUGGAACCCACAGAGUUGUCAAAUAUAAAUCUUCACCUCACAAUGGAUUCGAAGCUGUUGUUGAAAGAGUAGGUCAUGCCCAACAUCCCGCCCACUACGGUCACGGUCAUGGAGGACACGGACAUGGUGGACACGGUGGAGCCACCAGCUACGUUGGUGUCACCCACUGGGCAAAUCAAGGAAGUGAAGGUGGGCAUGGACAUGGAUACUAG
Diabrotica balteata is the source of this 396-nucleotide messenger RNA. NCBI's taxonomy places the organism in Eukaryota, Metazoa, Arthropoda, Insecta, Coleoptera, Chrysomelidae. The record is from the annotation of a GenBank genome assembly.